Molecule: messenger RNA, 2698 nt
Organism: Amoebophrya sp. A25
Lineage: Eukaryota; Dinophyceae; Syndiniales; Amoebophryaceae
Source: the annotation of a GenBank genome assembly
CAGCGACCCAGUGUGCCAAGCGUGCCCAGCCCAGCCAUGUUGGGAACCCUUAUAAACUGUUCUAGUAUAAUAUAUCAAGUCCGAUGAGUGAAAGUGAAUUACGAUAUGAUGAGCAGAUAAACAGAUUGCGAAAACGAGAGCACGGAUGGAGCAGCAUCAGUCUCGCUACCACAUGGUAUUGUAAGAAUUCCCCUGACAGGAUUGAUUAGCCGCUAGACUUCACCCAGUCGUAUAACCCCAGCUCCUUCCGCCCUAACCUCGUCUAGUUAUUUUGUUUUGCCCGUUUUUCGAGCAUGCUGAUCGUGCCAAAAAAUAAAAUUUCGCCAAAGGUUUAGAUGUUUGGAACAUAACUACGAGUGAGUGCUCAACAGUUGUAAAUAGCCGCGUGCUCCUCGGCUCUUUGCUUGUGCUUCGAUUUAGAAGUCGCGAUUAUGAUUAGAUCGUCCAUAAUCCUUCCCUAGUCAAUAUCAACAUUGUCAAGAGGAGAUUUAAUUGAGGAAAAAUGGCUGCGUCACCGGGAGAUGAUCCCGACGUGCUUGCUGCGGGUGGGCCUUCAGGCAUAAGCCCUGAAUUCGAGUGCGCGCUCUGCCUCCGGUUACUCUUAGAUCCGGUGUCGGUGUCUUGUGGGCACACCUUUUGCCGCAGCUGCAUCGAGACGAGCUUAGAUCACCGAUCGGCAUGUCCACUAUGCCGACAGCCUAUUGUCGCCGGAAGGAGCAUAAACGUGCUGAUUCAAAACUUGAUUCAAACGCGCUAUCCAGAAGAGUUCAGAGCAAGACAGCAGGAACAGUUGGAGGAGCUCAGGACAGAAGAAGAAGAUGCGCUGAUGGCACGGGACGCAGGAGGACAUGACGGGGCUGGUAAAAUGUUGUGUUAAGUUGUUUGGAAUUCUUGAAUAUUAAAACAUGAGCGUAUGUCGAAUGGUUCGCUAGCGCGGCCGCGCGAGAGGAUGCUCAUUGAAGGAAGCUCGCGUUGAGGAUCGAAGCAUCUAAGUUCGUUGCAAUAUUUGGGAUCUGAUUGUUACAGAAGAUCAUGAAUAGUUGUUAGACGAAUGUUGCGAAGGCAUAGGAAAGUGAGCCAGCCUUUUUGAGCACUUUCCUCUCCGCAUCGUUACAGGCGGUUCUCUCAGGCGUGGCGUAACGAUGUUCGCAAGUGAACGUUUUUGGAAGACGACGCAGGUUUAUUUCCCCGAAGCUCCCUACAUUUUUAAGGCAACUCAGCUUGCAGACGAGCACAUUGUGGACCACUUGCUGGAGACUUCGAGAGAGUUUGCCGUGGAAUUCACGACACUUUAUGGGUCAUAUUACGGGGAGCUUGAUACCGGCGCCAACUCUUCCUCCACUUCGCAACAGGGGACUCGGGGUCCUGGUCCUCGUGGACCCUCAGCAUCUACCUCCUCAAAUAGCGUGGGAUACCUGUUUCAGAUAGAGAGUGCCGAUCGGGACGCGGAUGAUCACGCACGACUCGUCGUUUGCCGGUGCAAGAGCCGCAUCAUAGUUCGGAAUGCCAGGGCCGCUGUACGACCAGAAACCGGAACCGCGAUACGGUACUGCGACGUGACCACGCUCGAGGAUGGUCCCGUAGACGUAACCGAGUUGGUCCUGCCUCACAACUACCGCAGUGUGUGCCUCGACCCAUCCACCGGCAGGCCACUUGUGCCAACCGAGGAUGAGGGUGAUGCAGCGGCACAAGUUUCAGGAGGAGUACGGAGUCCAAGAGAUGGCGCCGAUGCCAGCAUAACCGGAUCGGGAGAACGGGCAAGACAAGCUGGCGAAGCAGGUGUCGAAUUAACUGCGGUAGGCGGCAGCAGAGCGCCGGAGGAGAUAGCCGGCAGAAAUCCCAACCCCCAGGAAGCACAGUACGUUAUAACCCCGUCCUCGACUCCUUCAGAAUCGUCACCCUCAACUGGUCCUCAAAUCCGCCACCGAGGGGACCAGAACAUGGCCGCGAUGGCAGACGAGUGUGGCACGUAUCUAGCCUUUCAUCUCGAGAAAUUAGGACAGCAUGCGCGACAGAGGUUUGUGCAUCACCACGGCGAUAACCCCAUGAGGUCUCAUCGGUCGACCGUGCAGGCGAAGGACGUGGAGAAGCUCACGUGGUAUCUCUGUCGUAUUCUCGCUGCGUCCGCAGAACGCAAGGAGAUGUGGUAAUUCUAUCAAGUUUCGAUUGAAUCAUCUGUCAGUCUGAAAAUGGUUGAUUUAGAUUUUUUUUAGAAUUUCGAUGUGUGAUCUCGGUUAGUACGUGCUGCUAAUCUCAGCUACUCGUACAAUACUGGUAGCCACCAUCUCUAUAUUAGAUAUAUAUUAUAGAAAUAUUACUGUCGUGGCCAGCGCCAGGGAACAAAAGGAGAAAGUUUGUAGCAUGCAUGUACCUCAUACGCUGUCGAAUCAACGUGCUCCUGUACUCCCUGGCAACCACAAGUAUUCUGAUCCCCAGGCUGCGUGCGACGGACCUCAAACUUCGCCUGCAAGACUGCCUCCAAGUCUUUCGAGAGUGCAAGCGACCUGGUGCAUGCUUGUUGAUGCCAGGUAGCGCCGCCUGGAUGAAGCUGCGAAGCCAAUGGUCGAGUGCAGCGCUACUGUUACUAGUGUUGGUUCUACUCUGGCUGAAGGGCACAGGGAGGCUCGAGCAGCUGUCGGGAAGAGGGAAAUACAUGAUCGACGUCGGCGACAGCUACCAGUUUGACCACUACAACUGA